AUGCGAUUUGGUAUGCCUGGAGAUAAACAGUUUGAAUGGGAAUAUGCCAAAGAAAAAAGGGCAGAUGGGCAGAAAAUCAAUUUGAUUGUUUUCCGUGCAGUCGAGGAAAAGAAGGGAAAGAUUAAAGAGACUCAGCGCCACGGGAUUGCACAGUUAGUUCGCGGAGAGGAUUCUCGGACACCCGGUACUUCGCGGUCUUCUGCGGGUAUUGGGGAUGAAUUGCAGAUUGACGAAGCUGCGUUACAAUCCCUUGAGCUGGACGAGGCAGUCAUUGUUGCGACGUGUUUGAUGUUGUUGAAGGAGAUUGAUCGACGUAGGAUGAUACAAUUUGCAAUGAUCGCAGGAGCCGGUGGUAGUUGA
This is a messenger RNA of Penicillium expansum, 360 nucleotides long. RefSeq lists its product as uncharacterized. NCBI's taxonomy places the organism in Eukaryota, Fungi, Ascomycota, Eurotiomycetes, Eurotiales, Aspergillaceae. The record is from RefSeq and is a predicted model, not a curated record. Bases 1 to 360 code for a protein of 119 amino acids. The transcript has a single exon.